AUGCGCCGAUUCAACGUCUUGCUAAUAAUUGCUGCGACCGCCCUCGUUGUAGGAAGCCAUGGCCUCUCAGCUGCCGACCAAGCCAAGUCUCCAAGCGUGACGACACCGGACGCGCGUUCCUCUGUCCGCUCACUUUUAAGCGAGAGUGUUCGCGACAAUACAAGCAAGCUCCGGGGUGCUGGAGAAACGUCGGAGCUAGACGAGGAGCGAGGGUUAUUCUCCAGUCUGAAGCUUCGUCUCUACCUUCAACGAGGUGUUACUCCUGCUCAGGCGUUGAAGAAGCUUCCCAAAACCCAAAUGGAAAAGUACUACUACAGUACAUGUGGCUCAAGAAAAUGGCAGCCAAGAAGCCUCCAACCAAGGCCUGAUUGCUGGAGCGCAUCAUUGCACUAUAACCUUUGUCACCUAAUACAAUAUUCUUCCUGUGUUCGAAGGAAAACCUGGAAAAAAAGUGUUGACUGUACGCUACUUCAAUCAACUACAUAA
Messenger RNA from Phytophthora infestans T30-4, 486 nucleotides. Its product is annotated as secreted RxLR effector peptide protein, putative. The record is from RefSeq and is a predicted model, not a curated record. NCBI's taxonomy places the organism in Eukaryota, Oomycota, Peronosporomycetes, Peronosporales, Peronosporaceae. The transcript has a single exon. The coding region runs from base 1 to 486 and encodes 161 amino acids.